This is a messenger RNA of Bombyx mori (domestic silkworm), 2712 nucleotides long. RefSeq names its product myoneurin. Bases 854 to 1684 code for a protein of 276 amino acids. Gene Ontology annotation, biological process: regulation of transcription by RNA polymerase II. The transcript is spliced from 5 exons. Gene Ontology annotation, molecular function: zinc ion binding; RNA polymerase II cis-regulatory region sequence-specific DNA binding; DNA-binding transcription factor activity, RNA polymerase II-specific. NCBI's taxonomy places the organism in Eukaryota, Metazoa, Arthropoda, Insecta, Lepidoptera, Bombycidae. The record is from RefSeq and is a predicted model, not a curated record. Gene Ontology annotation, cellular component: nucleus.
UUUAUCAAGCACUAGCGUGUAUGAACAUUUUUAUUGCCUUUUUGCGUGUGUGAGUGUGUAUGCCUACGGGUGUUUUGUGCUAGUUUGCGAACGAAUAUCUGUCCUGAGAUUUAUGUGUGGGUGUUUUUGUUGUGUGCGAAAUACUUGUAAUCACAGUGUGUGUAUGUGUAGAAAUUAAAAUAGUGGGGAUGAAGCGGCGACACUGGUUCUAAUACAAAAUUAGAGCAAAGGCCUUUCCAACCUUAUUUAUCUAUUCCGUGGCUAAUUUACUCGUCGAGCCCUUCGUCGCAAGCAACGGGUUCGAUGAGAACGAUGACCGGGGAGACCAGUCCAGAAAAGUCUCAGUAAAUGACCACCAUUUUGCUGGGAUUAUAUUUCGUCUCAUCUCAUCUCAAGUCAUCUCGUCAUUCAUUUCGUUUUCGUUUCUAUAUCAUUUAUCUCAAUACAAGUUUUCAUUAAAAUUAGAAUAAAACUUGACUUAAAGGUCUUACUUACAAGGUUAUAAAUUCCCUUAAAAAAAUGUAGUACCUACUGAAUUAAUCUGUGAAACACAGAUUAAUUUUAAGUAAUGGUUAUAAAUAGAUCUUUUUUUAUUGGUGUUUUAAGAUGAAACUGGACGAAAUCUUUCGAAAUAAACACCAAAAAAUAUACGGAAUCAAAAAACACGGCCGUUUGAUCCAUUCCACCUCUUAAAUACGGCACUUUACAUCUACAGGAAACAAAUCAACGGAGUUUUUGUAUUAUCUUUUAAAUUCACCUAAACCACAUAAUUUAAACGAAGUUAUCACUGUAAAUAUUGAUAUUUUAAAUUCGAACCACGUCAUACUAACAGGAAAUUACAGUUGCUGUUAAUAUGGAUAAGUCGAGAGGUUUAAAUUUUUUCGAACUCUGUAGACUAUGUCUGAAUGAGCAUGGAACUGUUGAUGUUUUUCAUACGAAUCAUCUCGCUGAGGAGAUAUUUUUGCUGACCACGAUCACAAUUUCUACGAUGGAUAAACUACCACAAAAAGUAUGUCAGAAAUGUGUAGAUGUAAUACAAGAUGCAAAUAAACUGAGAAAUUUGGCUCUAAGAAAUGAGUCUAAUUUGCAAUGCCUGUUUGGCGAUGAAAGUAGGGAUGAAAUUACAGAUGAGUUGAAUCAAAUCAAGAGUCACAUAGUGAAUAAUUUCAAUGAAAGCGAGUCAACAGUUGAAAAGGUUAAAAACAAAAAAGACAAAAGAAAAAAUGAAAAUAACUCUACACAUCAUCAGCAAACGUUGCCGGAAAGAAAUACUUCAAGGAACAAGACGAAAUCAGAAACACAUUUAAAGAGCAAGCGACGGCGUGACUCCGAAAAUGAAGACGUCUUAUAUGUGUGCGGGGAUUGUAAUAAGAACUUCGAGACGUGGAAGAAACUGUACCACCACCAGCGGUCGCACACCAAGAGCAUGGCGUGUCCGCUGGAGGCCUGCGGGAAGGCGUUCGCAACUAAAGGCGAUUUAGAGAAACACAAGCGCACGCACACCGGAGAGAAACCUUACCAGUGCGAGAUAUGUGAGAAGUGUUACACACAAAGAGUCACGCUAAAAGUCCACAAGGAAACGGUCCAUGGAGUCCAGGCUACCGCGGCGACCAGUCGGGACCAUCCUAAACCGGCCAGUGGUCAAGGGACCACGAAACUUGGUGCAAAGUUAAAAAACACCUGAACUCUUUGGAGCCCUCCAAAGAUAUUGAGUCGAUUUUGAAAAACUCCUAAGAGUUGAAUGUACCCCGAAAAAUAAAUGAAAAUAAUUUCGUUGCUAUAACUUUAAUUAUCUCAGUGGAAUCUGGUUAUGAAAAUCAAUAAUCUACUUAGCUCAAAUCCUCUUAAUCAUGAUGUGAAGGUGCGGGAAAAAAUACACUGUAAUCAACUCGUAACUUUGAGUUUUGUUUCGAUCUUUUAUAAAAUAAUUUAUCUUUAGUCAAAGGUUUUUUAGUGUACUUUGAAAAGAACUGACUGCUUUGUGUAUUUAUUAUUUUUUUGAAGUGUAUUUUAAGAGCACAUUAAACUUAUCAGUUUUCAACAAAAACCAGUUUUCAAUCUCAGAUAUAAUAUUUAGGCUUGUUUUACAACCUUUUCUAGGUAAUUCUUUUAUUGUAUGAACAUUUGUAUACAUGACUAGAUUUUUUAAAAAGCCUCUAUUUUUUAUUUUACUUAGUAUAUUUUAGAAUAUUUUUAAAAUAGAACUACUUUUGUAGUAGUGGACAGUGGCAUGGCUUUGCCCGUGGCAUGUCCAUGAGCAAUGGGAGCACUUACCAUUGUGGGGCCGUAUGUAUAUCAGCCUACAAGGGCAAUAAAAAAACUGCAUCUCUAGAGAUCAUCUCUAGUUGCAUUAUUUAUUUUCAAAGAAACGUUUUUUAAGCAAAGCUUGCUAAGAUUUGAGGGAUACACUUUCAAGAAAUUCCCUCCUGUAGGUAGUAUAAUUCUCUCUGAAAAAUCAAAGAUUGUUUUGCAAGUUUUUGUUAAUUCGCUCUUUAUUUCUGUUGGUGAAUUGUACUUAAUAAUAAGGUAAAUUAUACUUAAUAAUAAGGUAAAUUAUAAACAAAUUGUUCCGGAAUCUGAUGAUAUUGGAAGAAAUGCGGAGAAAUUGUCGAUAUCGAUAUAUUAAAAAAAAAAAAGUACCUUUCUUCAUUUCCGGCUCUGUCCGAAUACUAGAACCAUAGAAGCGAAAUAAAAAAAUUAUAAUAUUAAAAA